Molecule: messenger RNA, 4582 nt
Organism: Ictalurus furcatus (blue catfish)
Lineage: Eukaryota; Metazoa; Chordata; Actinopteri; Siluriformes; Ictaluridae
Gene: tmem200b
Product: transmembrane protein 200B
Exons: 2
Coding region: 327-1415 (362 amino acids)
Source: RefSeq, a predicted model, not a curated record
GGGAGGCGCUGUAUACCUUCUUUAUUAUGUGCUGCCAAGAGCUUCUUGCCUCAUCCACUUCCAGACUGUGUGAGAGUGCAUGUGCGUUUGUUGGUAGAUGUUUCUACUCAUGAGCUUUAUUGCAUUCUGAUUCCUCUCGGACUGGAUGACUAUGCAACUGAGACGUCUUGUACGUUUUUUGGGAUUUAUUGUCAGCCAGGAAACUUCUUUCCAGAUAGACUCUUGGAUGUGUGUGACCUGAGGAGUGGUUGGGAUGCAGUGAUCAUGUCUGGAUGCAGUAAACGCAGAUAUUAUACAGCAUAACCAAGAGCCAGAGAGUUGGAAGUAUGAGAACCCACAAGGCCCAAGCCCAUGCUUCAGCCUCAUCGUCCUCUCAGCGUUUGCCGUGCUUCAGUCUGAGGUCCAGGAAGAAUAAAGGAGAUGUAGUCCAGGGUAAGGUGCGCAUCCGCUCCAUGCCGGGGGCCUUCCUGGUGCUGGGGAUGAUAGUGGUGAUUGUUGGCACAACACUGGCAGUGGUGGGGUAUUGGCCAUACCGGGUGCACCGAUCAGCAGUAGGUUCAGUGAGUAAGAGCCCCUCUCAGGGAUCCAAUUGGGGCCUUGGAGCCAAAGGGUUGUUCUCAACGGCGAGUCUGAUUCACACUGACAGGAUGAAACUAGUAGGACCUGUAAUCAUGGGAGUGGGACUAUUUAUUCUCAUCUGUGCUAACACAGUACUAUAUGAGAAUCGAGACAAAGAGACUCAAAUUCUGCUGGCUGAGAUGCAGAGUGUGAUGUGCACCAUGUCUACUGUGCCCUCAGCAGACUUCACCCAAGUAAACUCACUGAUCAGGCAUUACCACUGGGUUGGCAGCCUGCCUUCAACCCACUUGAACAUCUUGUGCCUAAAAGAACUGGCCUCCUCUGAGCCAUUGCUGCACAAAAGAAACACAAAAGAAGACAGCGUUUCACUUCAGAGAGAAGUGAUUCACACUGAGGUCCUUCGUCAUCAUGAGUCUUUAUUCAUCUCCUCUAUUCAUUUAUCAGAUUCCUGCAACUCCAGCAAAGGAGACAUCAGCACUUACCUGGAUGUAGAAAAGGGAGAAGUCUGUGGCCACCAGCCCCAGCCAGAGAGGCACUGUAACCUCAACAGGUACCUGACUUCGUCCUUUAUGUCUACCCCGGAGAGAGAGGACUGGGAUUUAACAAUGAUCCCUCCAAGGCGCUCCCAUAGUAUGAGUUAUAGAACUAACUCAGACACAUUGUCUAAGCCCUUAGUACACUUAGAGGAAAGGGCAGUGCAGUAUACAAGUUGCCUUAAACUGUUCCCACAAUCAUACAUCUCUGAGGUAUGUAUGAAUCAGCCAGGGAUUAGCACAAAGACUAUUGGCUUGGAGCUUGUACCUGUGGAGGGUCAGAAGCACCACAGUUGGCCUUGACCUGAUCUUGGAUAUUCUACAACUCAUCUCAAACGAUCCAAUCAUUUGGAACAACUUUUAACUUUUCAGCUAAAAGUCUCAGCCAUUUGCCAAAAUGGAGCAGAUUAUUUUGCUUGCAGAGAAUAAAGACCUGCUAUGGUCAGCACCAUCAUUUUUGCAAUCCAUUACGAGCUCUAUAAACAGACCUGUUGAACAAACCAACAGUCAAAUGUAUUGGAUAGGAAAUGCAGCACUGUGUCACAAAAGACGACUUGACAAAUAGCCCCAUUUCUUUGUUUAGUCAGACAAUAGCAAAAAGGGACUCCGUUAGUUAUUGCAGCCAAAUAUUUGCUUCUUUCCAGGACAUUUUAAGUAGCAUAGAGCACAGUCUAUGCUGUAUCAGUACUAACCUCCCCAAUAAGGUUUUAGACUGAUAGGUACUUUAAGUCUCUGACCUAGUGAACUACCAUGAGGAUGUGUUUUUGAUAGAGACUCCAAACUUCUGUAAGUUGUUCUAGAUAUGGGUGAAAUGCCAUAAGUGUAAAUGUAUCAGUUUGAAGAUUAUAGAUGCGAUAUAAAAAGGGCUUUCCAUGGAUUUGUGUGCAGACAUCAAUGCUAAUAAUACCUACAGGACUGUUUAUCUAACCAAAGACAAAGAGGGAUGUUUUGUUCCACUAUAAGGAACAUAUGUUUAUAUGUUUAGGUCCACUAUAAGGUUGCCCAUAAGAAAACUUUAUUAGUUUUUUUUUCUCUUUUAGAUUUGCAAGGUUUAACAUUUCCAUCUCAUCCAGUACCUUUGAUUGUGGCAUUCAUGACCCAUACUCUUAAAACUACCUACAUUUACAUUACAUUUACAUUUAUUCAUUUAGCAGACGCUUUUCUCCAAAGCGACUUACAAAUGAGAAACCUCUCAAGAUUACCUCUCUCCCUACUCCACAAGGCAGCAGUAAAAGAACGAUUAUACUGGCUUCGUUAUUAAAGAACACCCUGGAAAGUUUUGUAAAUUGUUAGUAAAUGGUUAGUUCCUCUUUGUCUGUUUUAUUCACACUGUGCAAAUUUUUUUUCCUAUUUAACAAAGAGAAUUUCACAGAUCUGUUAAAAACAUAUAUUUGGAGAGCCUAGUUCAUGAGCUCCUUUUUUGAGGUCACAAAAUAUUCAGUUUAAUAAAAUUGCAUUUGUAUAGUGCUUUUAACUGUAGACAUUUUCAUAAAGCAAAUUCAGAGAAAUGCGGAUGUAGGUAUAGAAACCGUAUUACUUGUCUGCAAUGGAUUACUAUAAGGUCAAUCAGUACCGAGUGUGUUUAAAGUAUGGUCAAUAUGAGCAGAUGGUGACUCAGAGUCCUUGAAUAAGAACAGGAAAUCCUUUAUGAUUACAGCUGUUCUUAGGUACAAAUAUCCAGGUGAGAGUAUCCACUGCAGAAAUGGUGAGACAUGGGAAUUAACUGUUUUUGGGAAGUGCAAGCUUUACUAUGUUCGUGUGAGUUCGUCCACAGCAUCAGAGAGUGAUUCACAAGUGCAGACACUUGUGAGAGAGAGAGAGAGAGAGAGAGAGAGAGAGAGAGAGAGAACAAAUUAUUAGGUAUGCUUUUAUGUUACAGUGGUUUAAAAUGUUUUUACAGCUUUGAACUGAUAUUAGGAUGACAUGGUACUCAGAAACUUUACCCACAGAAGUGGUGUGUUGUGUGCAUUUGACUUAUGAACACUUAUUCUUAUGGUGUAUUUUGUUAAAUGAUAUAAUGUAUUUUGGUAAAUCACUGACAAUAUAACUAAGAAAAAUCAAGACUCAGUACUAAUAAUAAAAUGAGUUUGCAUGCGGCUGGAAUGCAAGCGGCAUCUCCUGCGUAGUUUAUGCACGUCUGGAGGAUUGAAAGCGAUAUCUGCUAGACGUCACAUCAGAGUCAAAUGUCCCUGUGCGUCUGGUUUCCAAGUCAAACUGUAAUAAAACUCGCUUAAAACUUUCUGCGUCAUCGUGAUUGUUGUCCUGAGCUGUGUCUCAAUCGAAAACUCUGAUCUUUCAUUCAAACGUCUUUACUAAUCUAGAAAAUCCAGAAGACCGGUACAUAAAACAGAGCUUUUGAAACAGAGCACAGAGCACACAGAGCAGUAAAUCAGUUUAAGUAUUUAUAGUACUUAAUAAUGGUUGGGAAUAGUACACAAGUGUAUGAUUCAAGACACAAAGCUAGGUUGUUUAGUCAGUUGUGGACACAAUGUCUCAUAGGUGGAUCACAUGACUACAGUAUUUUGCCCCCUACAGUUGCAUGACAUGGACAGAUAAUAUUUAUUUCUCGGGGAAAAACAGCAGGAAGUGUGCGGCAGCCAUGUUGUGUACAUAUAUGCAUAUAUUAAAGCAAGUUUAAUUCGGCUUUAAGAAAAAAUGGUUCUUCAAGUGUUCUUUAAGGGUUAAUUUAAUAAUUAAGGAUUCUUAGCCUUGUCCUUAUUGGAACGCUUUUCUGAAGGGGAAAUGGGUUCUACAUAGAAUCUUCAAGGGUUCCCUCAGAAGGGCAAUUGAAGUUUUUUGUUCUCAAUUUUCUAAGAGUUUUUAGCCGGAUGUUAGCUGUUGGGGUGAUAGGAGAUUGUGCAGCGUUUCUAAAUUGCAUAUUGGUGUAUGAUGCAUGUUCAGGCAGUAAAACUGUAGACAUAUUCCUAAAGCAGUUGUAUAAGUUUUGUAAGCAGUAAAAACAUUAAUUUAUUAUACUACAUAUAUUACUUUUAACAGGUUAAAAUGUUUAGGGGUACUUUCAGAUUAUCAUUGUUAUUGCCUGCAGUAAUGUAGGGAUAUGAGUACAUUUUCCAUCCAGUAGGCAGAGCUUAAUUAAACACUCCUGUGUGCUGGGAGAAGGUCCAAGUCAACUUUGUUUACAAGUCCAUCUCUCUGACUGUUGUUUUGUGUGUUCUGUAUGCUGCUUGUGUGUUUUGAUUGUAGUCUAAACAACAUGUGUUCAUAUGGAUGAUAACUGUGCACCAACCACUGCACUGAAUUUCAUAUCUGUGUUCCAAAUAAAGGCAAAGCAAAAUACAUAAAUAAAUAAAAUGCUUACAUAUUUUUUUAUGAAAAGGGCAAAAAGUUAUUUUGCUGGUUGUUACUUGCGCUGUUGGUAAGUGUGUAAAAGGUCAGGCCUAUCUUCACGUCACACUGUUGUGUCAGUCACAACAUGACGUGCUCUGGCUAAUAAAAUAUGUCAAUGCAUC